Molecule: messenger RNA, 1158 nt
Organism: Corylus avellana
Lineage: Eukaryota; Viridiplantae; Streptophyta; Magnoliopsida; Fagales; Betulaceae
Source: RefSeq, a predicted model, not a curated record
UGCGAAACGACGAAACUACCCCGUACCUCGAAGCCCAAUUAGCGGAGAAAAUCUCGUAAUUAAAAUCGAAAAGCGAGGGCGGUUUCCAUAAAACCCCUCAACUUGGUCUUUUGCUUUCUCUGCGCCUCUUAUUUCCAGCACUGCGAGUCUGCGAGAGAGAAAGUCGGAGUGAAAAAAGAAAGAGAGAGAAGAUGAAGGGGUGCGAGCUGUGUGGGAAUGCGGCGAGGAUGUACUGCGAGGCGGACCAGGCUAGCUUGUGCUGGGACUGCGACGAGAAGGUGCACUGCGCGAACUUUCUGGUUGCGAGGCACUCCAGGAGCCUGCUCUGCCAUGUGUGCCAGUCUCCGACUCAGUGGAAUGCCUCGGGGCCCAAGCUCACUCUCACCGUUUCAGUCUGCGACGGCUGUGUCGAGAGCCACCGCAGAUCGGUAUGCGACGGUAAGGAUGAGGUUGUAGUGCUGAGCGAUGAUGGUGGUCAUGAUGAUGAAGAUGAUGAUGAUGAUGGAGAAUAUAGUUUUGCUGGGUAUGAGGAUGAGGAUGAGGAUGAGGAUGAGGACGAGGAUGAGGAUGAAGAGGGAGAGAAUCAGGUGGUUCCCUGGUCUGGUACUUCUUCGGAGCCUCCGCCGCCGCCGGCAAGUUCUUCUGGUAGCGAGGAGGACGGGGAGGCGGAGCUGUCGACUGCUUUUUCGGCAUUGAAGCGGGCGCGAGAGAGUACAGAUCUCGAUUCAGAUGAUGAGAUCGGGUGCUCCUCUGUUAGAAUGGCCUCUGGAGCAUCAGCCAGUGAGGAAGCGAGCUCUUCGGGCUCAACCAGAGCUACUAAGCAGCGAAGAAUCGCCGAUGCGAUCCAACCAGAGGGAGCCCGAGAAGAGUCAAGAUCGACGGCGAUCAUAAGCACGCUCAGACGUAUCCAAAACGACAAGAUCGUGAACGGUGACAACGCGGCCGCUACAGUUCUUGGGAUUUGCAAGCUGAGCAGAGACCACAGCCGCUGAUCUGUGAAUCUUUUUCUUUCUUUUUUCCCUUCACUAACUCCUUAUUAUUCCUAACCACAGAAUUUGGGGUAGUUUUACUUUUUUCCCCUCAUCCAUGAUUGUGCACAUCCAUGUUUGAACUAAGCUUGUUUGUGAGUUGGUGGAUUUUUUCUUUUUUUAAACCUAA